This is a messenger RNA of Nematolebias whitei (Rio pearlfish), 2245 nucleotides long. It is a transcript of the gene prkd1, whose product is annotated as protein kinase D1. Gene Ontology annotation, biological process: protein phosphorylation. NCBI's taxonomy places the organism in Eukaryota, Metazoa, Chordata, Actinopteri, Cyprinodontiformes, Rivulidae. The coding region runs from base 16 to 2241 and encodes 741 amino acids. The record is from RefSeq and is a predicted model, not a curated record. The transcript has 18 exons. Gene Ontology annotation, molecular function: protein serine/threonine kinase activity; ATP binding.
UGUGGCUUCUACGGGAUGCAGGAGAAGGUCCUCCUGUUUCGUCACGACCCGACGUCGGACCUCGUGCUGCAGCUGCUGCGCUCCGCCUCGCAGAUCCAGGAGGGAGACCUGGUGGAGGCCAUCUUGUCAGCUUCAGCCACCAUGGAGGACUUCCAGAUCCGUCCCCACAGCCUGUUCGUCCACUCGUACCGAGCCCCGACCUUCUGCGACCACUGUGGGGAGAUGCUGUGGGGGCUCGUGAGACAGGGGCUCAAAUGUGAAGGUUGUGGUCUGAAUUAUCAUAAACGCUGCGCCUUUAAAAUCCCCAACAACUGCAGCGGGGUGAGACGGAGACGCCUGUCCAACGUGUCCCUGACAGGAGGGAUGGUCAACAUCGGGCGGCCUCUGUCUGCAGAACCUUCGCCUCCACACUACACCGACGAUGCUUUACUGUCACCCGUCAGUCCCAACAUGGAGAAGAACCAGUUGGAGUACUUCCCUGGGCGGGAGCGGCGGGCCAGCACCCAGUCUCACAUCGGCCGACCCAUCGAGCUGGACAAGAUCCUGCUGUCAAAGGUCAAAGUUCCCCACACCUUCCUGAUCCACUCGUACACCCGCCCCACCGUCUGCCAGCACUGCAAGAAGCUGCUGAAAGGCCUCUUCAGACAGGGGCUGCAGUGCAAAGAUUGUAGAUUUAACUGUCACAAACGAUGCGCUCUGAAGGUGCCCAACAACUGCCAGGGAGAGGUUUCCAUAAACGGAGAUCUCUUGAGCCCGGGGGCGGAGUCAGAUGCGAUCAUGGUGGAGGGUUGCCUUGACGACCACAACCCUGACCGAAGAGCGAGCCUCAUGGAUGAUCUGGACGACGCUUUAACUUCAGAAGUAGGUUUGAUGCUGGAGACAGGACCCGGUGACCCAGACCUGGAUGACUCCAACCGUGCCAUAAGCCCAUCCACCAGCAACAACAUCCCCCUGAUGAGAGUCGUUCAGUCUGUUAAACAUGCCAAGAGGAAAAGCAGCAACGUAAUGAAGGAAGGCUGGAUGGUCCACUACACAAGCAAAGACAUUCUGGUCAGCGGUGUUGGACAGGAUGUUGCUCGGAUGUGGGAGAUGGCCAUCCAGCACGCUCUGAUGCCGGCAGUCUCCACAGGAAUCUGCCACACUUCCCACCACAGCGGGCACAAGGAAGUUUCAAUUAGUAUUUCGGUCUCCAACUGCCAGAUCCAGGAGAAUGUGGACAUCAACUCGGUUUAUCAGAUCUUCCCUGACGAGGUUCUUGGUUCUGGACAGUUUGGGAUUGUUUAUGGAGGUAAACACAGGAAGUCUGGUCGGGACGUGGCCAUCAAGAUCAUCGAUAAACUUCGUUUCCCCACAAAACAAGAGAGUCAGCUGCGCAACGAGGUGGCCAUCCUGCAGAGCCUGCACCACCCGGGCGUGGUGAACCUGGAGUGCAUGUUCGAGACCCCGGAGCGGGUCUUUGUGGUGAUGGAGAAGCUCCAUGGAGACAUGCUGGAGAUGAUCCUGUCCAGUGAGAAGGGUCGGCUGCCCGAGAGGAUCACCAAGUUCCUUGUCACGCAGAUUCUCGUGGCGUUGCGUCAUCUCCACUUUAAGAACAUCGUUCACUGCGACCUGAAACCUGAAAAUGUGCUCCUGGCUUCUGCAGACUCUUUCCCUCAGGUGAAGCUUUGCGACUUUGGAUUCGCUCGGAUAAUCGGUGAGAAGUCGUUCAGGCGCUCGGUGGUCGGCACGCCGGCGUACCUGGCUCCGGAGGUUCUGAGAAACAAAGGUUACAACCGGUCCCUGGACAUGUGGUCGGUCGGAGUCAUCAUCUACGUCAGCCUCAGCGGGACGUUUCCCUUCAACGAGGAUGAAGACAUCAACGAUCAGAUCCAGAACGCAGCCUUCAUGUACCCCCCUCACCCCUGGAAGAAAGUUUCUCAGGAAGCGAUUGACCUGAUCAACAACCUCCUGCAGGUGAAGAUGAGGAAGAGGUACAGCGUGGAUAAGACCCUCAGUCACCCCUGGUUACAGGACUAUCAGAUGUGGUUGGACCUGAGGACCCUGGAGACUCGAAUGGACGAGCGCUACAUCACCCACGAGAGCGACGACCUGCGCUGGCUCCACCACGCCCAGCUCAGCGGCCUCGACUACCCCACAAACCUCCUGAACGGGUCCCGCAACAUGGUGGAUCCUGGACUGGAACGUUACAGAGAGAAGGAAGAGGAGCUGCAGACCCUCAGUGAGAGGGUCAGCGAGCUCUGAGGGU